Messenger RNA from Sitophilus oryzae (rice weevil), 1788 nucleotides. Its product is annotated as ribonuclease P protein subunit p40-like. Gene Ontology annotation, biological process: SCF-dependent proteasomal ubiquitin-dependent protein catabolic process; tRNA 5'-leader removal; endonucleolytic cleavage in ITS1 to separate SSU-rRNA from 5.8S rRNA and LSU-rRNA from tricistronic rRNA transcript (SSU-rRNA, 5.8S rRNA, LSU-rRNA). The transcript is spliced from 2 exons. Gene Ontology annotation, cellular component: multimeric ribonuclease P complex; ribonuclease MRP complex; SCF ubiquitin ligase complex. Bases 169 to 1737 code for a protein of 522 amino acids. The record is from RefSeq and is a predicted model, not a curated record. NCBI's taxonomy places the organism in Eukaryota, Metazoa, Arthropoda, Insecta, Coleoptera, Curculionidae. Gene Ontology annotation, molecular function: ribonuclease P activity; ribonuclease MRP activity.
GAAAAUUAACAGCCCUAAGCAUUGGUACUAGAAUUGAUUGUGAUAAUUGUUUUGCAAUUACACCAACAGGAACCUUAAUUUUAAUAUUGAAUAAAGAUACAUAUCAAAGUCUAGGACUCGAAGGAAGUGCUUCAUAUUUUUCACAAAAAAAUAAAGAUAGAUAUAAAAAUGCCAAAAUUUAAAGAUGUUCCAACUUUGACAACUCUUGCUCUGAAAAGUAUUGGUUGCCUGGUUGUUGAAAUGAAACCAAUAAUUAUUUCAAGAGUAAAAAUGCAGAUGGAUCAACCAAAAAUAAUUAAAAAUCUGCAAAAAAGUAUUGAUAUUCUUAAUGAUAUUUUGGUCUCGUAUGUUCCUUAUCAUAUGUAUGAAAUAAUGGCUGUGGAAGUGUUAAAAGCUGUCAAAACUUUAAUAGACAAAACUAAGAAAUUUUAUUAUCCUCAUAUUUCAAUGUCUCAUUUUUUAAUGGAAAUGAAUGUUGCAGUUAGUCUUACAGAAGUUGUUCUUAAUUCUCGACUUAGAAGUAUAGAUUUUUCAGAAUGGCCGAAGAUUAUGAGGUGUGUUUUAUAUAAAAAUUUAGAGAAAAUGACUGGAUUGGAAAAUCUCAAUUUAGGAUCUUGCACUGGUGGUUGGAAAAAUACAGAAUUUGACAAAAAUAUUUUGGACGGAAUUAGAAAUAUGAAAAACUUGCGACAUAUUUGUUUAUGUUUUGAUUGCAGUGAUUUAAUUAUUCAGACACUAUCUGAGAAUUGCCCCAAUCUCCAGUCUAUUGAUGUAACUUCUUCACGUUCUGUAACUGAUCGAAGUAUACCAUAUUUACUGAAUUGUAAGAACUUGAAAGUUCUUCAGCUACAUGGAACAUCAAUAUUAUAUCCCGGUCUUGUAACAUUAAUAUCAGGUUUACCUAAGCUACAGGAUAUUGGACGAUGUGAUAAAUUUGGACACAUCGUAAAAUAUAUUCGUCAAAAUCUGCCAUAUGUUAAAUCUUUUGGACUUAAAAAAAUUCAGACUAGAGAUUUAUGUACUGAGCAUUUGAACAUCAUUGUUGCAAUGUUUCCAAAGCUUGAAUAUGUCUCGAUUUUUCAUGAUAUGCAAGUAGCUGAUUUGACAAUUCUGGUUUCUCUAGAUUGUUUAAGAGAACUUAAACUACUGUCAUUUGCUUUUUACAGUCAUUAUUUAAAGCAAUUGAUUGAAAUAAGAGGCUCAAAUUUAACUACUCUUCAUUUAGAACAUGCUGAAGAGAUGGAUUUUAAUGCUCUGCUUCAUAUAGGCCAAUAUUGCCCGCAUCUAAAAAAUCUGGUUCUUUAUAACUGUGACUUCACUUAUAACAUGAACUUACCUACAAAUAAUUUACAGUCUGGAUCAUACUUCCGACAGUUGGAGCAUAUUUUCUGGGUGGUCGAUUGUGCAAUUAACCCACUAGACUUUGUUUUAACCCACGCAGUUAAUAUAAAAUAUGUGCAUUUGGGAUCAUCAACUGGAAUAACACAUGCAAGCAUUGUCAAUAUAUUAAGAUCUAACCCUAUGAAAUACUUAGAAGAAUUAAGAGUUCUAUAUAGUAGUGAUAUGAGCAUGAGAACCGUUGAAUUACUCUUAGCAAGUUGUCCUAACUUAAAGGUUUUGUCAGAAUUAGAGAGUUGGCAAGGGAUUACAAUGGAGGAAUUAAAAGUUUUUAAAAAUCAUAUUAGUAAUAGCAACUUUAAUUUGGAUAUUCGCCCUACAUUAUCUUUUUCAAGUUAAUCUUUAUUUUGUCAGAGUUGCAAAUAAAAAGUAAUUAAACAUGUGAUCAUA